This is a messenger RNA of Volvox carteri f. nagariensis, 1797 nucleotides long. RefSeq lists its product as uncharacterized. The record is from RefSeq and is a predicted model, not a curated record. The coding region runs from base 1 to 1797 and encodes 598 amino acids. NCBI's taxonomy places the organism in Eukaryota, Viridiplantae, Chlorophyta, Chlorophyceae, Chlamydomonadales, Volvocaceae. The transcript is spliced from 7 exons.
AUGGCGACCUGCAACGCCACCGACGCUCGACAGAAAUUCGGCCUGUUCCUGGGGCACCCAGCAGACGGGCCGUUAUAUUUCGUGGUCCCGAGCUUUGCUAUCAAUGCUACUGGCGUGUCGCCGCGAUGCUUGCGUCAAAACUCUGCGAGCUUCGUCGUGCUGAUGCCCUGCACCGACGACGACCUUGAUCAGCGAUUUGAGAUCCGAAGCUUCACGGCUGGGAGACCGCCACGGAUGCUGCCACCGUCGCCGCCGCCGCCCACGCCCAGCCCGAAUGCCCCCCCACAGCAGUGGUAUCCGUACAGCUUGGUCUUCCGUACCGACUGGUACCCUAUCGGAGGAAGCGUUAACUUGAACGACUAUGACUAUAUGGCGGGUCAUAAUGGUUACGGCGAUUAUUCGUACGGCGUUCCGUUGGACGAUUUGGAUAUUAUGGCUUCCUGGACCUGGAAUGGUGCAACGUACACAAUGGGCCGCUGGGCCCAGAACGCGGAUAAUAUCAGCGCCACGACGGGUGCCGAGUACGGUGGUGACAAUACGAAGUACGGUACGCAGUACGAAAUUGUUUACUUUCCGGCUGGCGUCAGCCCGCCACCGACGGAUUUCUAUGUUUGCGUGGCUUGGACACGCACCCAGACGUCGACGACCCGUGUGGUCUUAACCAUGUACAAAGGCUACGCAGUGGCUUCGACGACCAAGGUAUUUAACACGACGCGUCAAUCGGAUUACUCCUGUACCCCCUCCUCUGCCGGCUAUGUGGGCAGCUUCAACCCAUCUGCGCCUUCGCCACCGCCGCCGCCACCCAGCCCAACAAUCGUACAGCAGUCGUACCCGUAUCCAUUGCUUCUCCGUACAGAUUGGACCAUUAUUUCUGGCGUCCGAGGCCGCUCGUCCAAGCCGUACGAUUUCGACAUCUUGGUUUCGUGGACAGAGGGAAACACCACCUUCAUGGUCGGCAGCGUCGCACUCACUGCCGGCCGAGCAGUGUACGGCGGUGAUAACCUCCGUAAUAACGGUACGAACUAUGAGUACGUCUAUUGGCCUGCGGGCGCCAGCCUACCUGCGACUAACACGCUUCACGUUUGUGUUCGGUGGAACGGAAACCCGAAGCCCCUGGCGCGAGUUAUGCUUUCCGUCUACCACGGCACUCGAUUCACGACGUCCACGACAAUGGUUGACACGACGUUCGACUGGUCCGAAACCUGCGUCCCGGGCGCAAUCGGCUACAUCGACAGCUACUGGCUUGGACAGGCUAGAAGUCUUCUUGACGAUUUGGGCUACUCCAACUGCUAUACACCGCCUGUGCCGUCGUCUGCGACAAGUCUUUACUUCCUGGUGCAGUGGACACCGGCGAACUCCACCUCCCCAGGACCGACUCUGUUUGACUGGGACUUGGUGGUGACGUGGAGCUACGGCGGGGCGGCGUACGAGAUUUCGCCGUACUUGCGCUUCGUCGCAAGUGCCGUACACGGCGGCGACAACAUGAGGGUUUCCGUGCCUGGGAACAGUGAGGCGGUUUACUGGCCCACGGGUCUAACAGGGAUGGAGCCCAGCCCAACGCAGUACGACGUCUGUGUACGAUGGUACACUAGGGGCCGCCUGAACGUUACCCUUACCGUAUUUCUGUAUACCAAUCCCGUACUGCGUGUCACCAAGACUUUGGAAAGUGUUGCGGUCAACAGCAAGACGUGCUCGCAGUACGCUGUGGGGUAUGUGGGCAGCUACAACUACACAGGCGGUAGCGCACCCGCACGGCAGAAGGUGGUUUUUCAGGCGCAGAAGACGUGGCGCAUCUAG